AUGCUGGUGCAGCGAGACAACGUGUCAUGCGCGGCCAGUGCCCUGACCACACUGUCAACGGAGCAGGAGCGCCGAAAGCGCAAGGUGAAGCAGGAGUUGCCACGCCCUCGUACAGUGACAUCGGCGGGCAGCGGUGUGAGGGGCGCAGGAGAGGUGCCGCCGCCUCCCAGUGACGAUGUCGUUGCCCGUCUUGCCCGCCCCAACUAUCAGCGUGAUUUCCAGACGUUGGCGCUCUACGGUCCCCAUGGAGUGGGGUGUCAGCUGCCAGCACAGGACGUCCUGACGCUCGCUGACGGACAGUGUCUGGCCGACACAGUAGUGGACUUCCAUAACAUGGGCCACUACUCGCUGGUCAUAGCUACGAACCUCCGCACCAUGGUCAGCGGGAAGCUAUCCGAGACUGCAGAGGGCGGCGUGGAGCUGGUGCAUUACGAUAGUGCACAGCUGCACACCAAGAGGCUGGAAGUGAUGGAGGGCGUCAAGAAUCUGGUUUGUCAGUCACUUGACGUGUGCGCUCUCAUGUUCCGUGUCUGCUGGCAGCCGGAAGACAUCCCACAACAGUCGAACGUGGUAGACAGUGGCAUUUAUGUGGGCAUGUAUCUCCACGCCCUGGUUUCGUCCGGCUUCUCAAUCCUCAAAGAGUGGAUGCCGUUCUACGGCGUGAAAUCGUGGGCCUACCGGCGCCAGCUCCGCGAGGAGGUGUCCCUCCACGCCACAGGUGACCUUAUUGUCAAGCUAUUUGGGGAGGGUGUGGAUGUUCCCGUGCAGCCUCUUCCCCAGGUGGGAGAACACGGCGCCCUCGUCUUUCCCAAGGAGGACGAAGUCCGCACCGACCUGGCGAGGCAGUCAGGCAUGAUAACCCGGGUGGAGCUAGGGGGGUACGUUGUGUGUGCGGCUGUCAUGGGCCUGGCACGUUCGCUGGGCAUUUCGGAGGAUCAACUGCUGAGUGGAGCGGCACACGAGCUUCAGGCACACGGCACGCCUCUGCUGGCUCUGUCCACGUCCAAGAACCACGUGGAGCACGCCGCAUCUAUGCGGACGCUCGGCAUGACCAUCCAAUCGGCUCCCUGUCCGCUUCCGCUGCCAUCGUUCCCUUCUGCGCAUCUCGAUGGGUCGUCCAUCAUUCAUAGUGAGCCGACACCAGCCGAUGUCAAGCCCGUGACGACGGGGGAGCAGGAGCUCCCAACCGCUCCCGUGACUCCGGCAGCACCGCCGACGGUCUCGCGCUCUGCCAGGUAUCGCACGCGUGCCGGGACUAGGACUGCAGCACGGGCCGUGCGCACUGGUCAGCAGAUCAGGCUGGGUGCGUAUAAUGUGGAGCUCGAUGCGGCGUAUGCGUAUGCCGCGGCGGCAUUUGUGAUCAGGCGUAAUGACCACAUCCAGCACACGAAGGAGCUGUCGGACGCGGAGAAGGCAUCCCUGAUCGGGUGUGUUCGCGACGACGUGCGUCAUCUGGUCAAGGCACGGAUGUGGUGGAGGUGGCGUCAGUGGAGGACAGCAAUGGCAGAGCUGGGCAUUGCUCCUAGUACUCCCUUCCCCCUCGAAAACAAUGGCGCUCGGUCGCCGGACAACAGCAGUGGUGAUGGCGACGUGGAAGGCAGGAUGGUCCAUGAUGUGGAGGCGGUGGACGAGUAG
This is a messenger RNA of Closterium sp. Naga37s-1, 1635 nucleotides long. The record is from the annotation of a GenBank genome assembly. Lineage: Eukaryota; Viridiplantae; Streptophyta; Zygnematophyceae; Desmidiales; Closteriaceae.